AUGGGCCGGUCGGACUUUAGAGAAGAUCCACCUUCCCGGCCAGUGCUGAGCGUAGAUCCCCCAUCGGGAGUGGUGAGCGAAGGGCUCACGCUGCUCAUCAGCUGCAUAGCCCCCAGUGAUGCCAGCGAUCGGAGGUUCCACUUCUACAAGGAUGGAGACGAGCUCGUUCCUGGGGACGCUGGGUCUGAGAUCAGCACCACAGAGCCCAGCACCGGCUCUAUGAACGUCUCUGUGCUCAGCAUCCCACGGGCCGGUCCCAACAACACCGGGGAAUUCACCUGCGGGUACGAGGAGAACGUGAGGGGGAGGUGGAUCCCGUCCCCCAGGAGCCAUGCUGUGACCGUGAACAUCACAGCGACAGCCUGGGCCCAAUCUAGAAACUUGCUGCCGGCAUGUGGGAUCCUCAUGGUUCCGGGCAUGGCUCUGGCUGCCCUCGUGUGCUACUGCAGGAGGAACAAGAGAGUUCCGGAGCCUUCGCAAUAUCUGAGGGGAUCUGAGCCCGGGGAAGGCGAUGGGGAACUGGACUCCAGGAGGUGCCAUGAGGAAUUGAAAUCCAGCAGUGUCAGAGUGGACCUACCAGAAGAGGGCUCUGAUGUGUACACACUCCUGACCUUCCCCUCCUCUGCAACGCCCUGAGCACCGGGGAUGGCGACUAGAGCAUUGGGAACAGAGGGGGUACUGCACUGCGAGGGGCUGCCCCGGCACAUCCAGGGAGCCACUCGGUGAGAGGCACGGAGGGAACAUGGAAAUCCAAAUCAGGGGCCCUUUAACAUUCAGGGCUCAGACACCCCAGCCUGGCCGCCUCUCCCUGUGGCCGAUCAUCCAACUGCCCUCAUACACACACGGACAGGGUCCCAUCUCCUCCAGCAGGGGGCAGCAGGGACACACACACACACACACACAGAAGGUCCCAUCUCCUCCAGCAGGGGGAAGAAUUGACACACACACAUGCACACGGAGAAGGUCCCAUCCCCUCUAGAAGGGGGUGAGAGGAACAUACACACACGCACACAAACACACACAUGCACACACAGAGUUCCUACCAUUCUUAACCUUUAUCACUGUCUCUUGCUUUUGUUGCAUUUGCUGUUCCAUUAACAUUCAUUCUCCAAGGACAGAGAAUAAACUCAA
Molecule: messenger RNA, 1131 nt
Organism: Chrysemys picta bellii (western painted turtle)
Lineage: Eukaryota; Metazoa; Chordata; Testudines; Emydidae
Source: RefSeq, a predicted model, not a curated record